AUGAAGAAGUACCAAAAGUACUAUGACUUUAUGGAUAACUCAGAGGCAUAUUACACAGCCUUGAUUCUUGAUCCCCAGGUUAAGUGUGAUCUUAUACUUCAUGAGGUAGAGGAUCAAGAAGCUGCCCAGAUGAUUAUACAAGAGACUCGUCAAAUGCUCCAUGAGAGAUAUCCACCACUUACACAGUCGAUUCCACAGUCAAUCCCACAGUCAAUUCCAAAUUCAUCAACUCUCAAUCGCAAAACAAUGCGAUUACGGAUGCUUCGUAAGCUCCAGCCUCAGGAAUAUCAAUUUGUUUCUGAUAUUGAUCAGUGCUUUGACAGUCCUCGGGUUACUAUUACAGAAACAGAGGAUCCAGACUGGCUUUUUAAUUGGUGGCGUACCCAUAGAGGUGAAUAUCCUCAACUGGCAGAGGCUGCAAGGGAAUUUCUUGCGAUCCCAGCUUCAGAGGUCUCAGUUGAGAGACUAUUUGGUGCAGGGAGAGAUCUUUUAGGGAUUCGAAGGCUUGGUUUAGGGGCGGAUACUAUGAGGAUGCUGAUAUUGAUGGAAGACAUUGUUUAG
Molecule: messenger RNA, 561 nt
Organism: Penicillium angulare
Lineage: Eukaryota; Fungi; Ascomycota; Eurotiomycetes; Eurotiales; Aspergillaceae
Exons: 1
Coding region: 1-561 (186 amino acids)
Molecular function (GO): protein dimerization activity
Source: RefSeq, a predicted model, not a curated record